AUGGCACAAGAAAAUCAAGACAGUUUGAGCGCAUUGAAGAGAAUGCGAGAAAAUGUCAAUUGGGAGAUGGAAAAUGAGCGACGUAAAUUUUACUGGAAAUUUUGCAGCUUAAUCACUAAUUGGCAGGGCCCACUUCCUAACCUCCGAGACAUUUUUCUUCCCGACGAGAUCGAUUGGCUUCUCGCGGAGCCUUUUAAAUCGUACGGAGGGGAUCAAAAAACACUCGUUGACUUUGUGAUCAAUACCGGCUACAAAGAUGAAGACUGCAAGCAUUUGUUACUUCGCACCACACCCAUACAUUGUUCGGCUAAACGUUGGUUUCCUGGCAAGGAUAUCGUGGUCGGUAAGCUUUUUAAAAUUUACGACAGUUUCGACGUGAAUUACGUCGACGAAGAUGGAUUAACGCAUUUUCACAUGGCCUGCAAGCACGGCUGUGUCGACGUCGUGAAGAAAUUCCUCGAGCUCGGCCAGGAUAUCAACUGCAUCGCGCCAGAAACAGGUGACUCGCCGCUUCACUUGGCGCUGGAGAACUAUAAGACGGAGGUGGCUAAAUUGCUGUUGAGAAAUGGCGCCAGUCUGACUUUGGCCAAUAAGGACGGAUCGACACCUCUGCACUUGAUUUUCAAGAUAGACGCCGAUGGCGGUUUGACGGAGAUGUUCUUUGAGAUAUGCAGAGACAGACGCCAGACAAUACAGGUCGACGCCCGGGACAAAGAGGGUAACACACCGUUAUACUUGGCUCUGAGUUACGACAGAAAGAAGGCGGUUGAAACACUUUUAAGAAAUGGCGCCAAUCCGAACUUGGUCAACGAUAAAGGAAAGACACCUCUGCAUAUUAUGUGCCGUGGAUGGAUUCAUGAAGACUUGGUGAAGAUGUUUUUAGAUAUCAGUGACACAUUGAAUCGUCCUGUACAGGUCGAUGCCCGGGACAACGAGGGUAACACACCGCUGCACUUUGCUCUGCUCAACUGCCGGCUAGAUGUGCCAAAAUUGCUGCUAAAACACCGCGCCGAUCCGAAUGCGGCCAACCAGGAAGGUUCGACUCCUCUGCACUUGAUUUGCAAGAAUGUUCAAAGUGGCCCUAAAUUGUUGCGGAUAUUCUUCAAGACUUGUGACGAGGUCCAGCAGACGGUUCAGGUCGAUGCUCGAGACAAGUUGGGCCAGACACCGCUUCAAUUGGCCGUGACACAUCUCUCGUUGGAUGCGGUCGAUGUUCUAUUGGAUCGUGGCGCUGAUUUGUUUGAAUUCUCUUUUCCCACCAAGAGCCUCUUCAAGCACGUAUAUGGAAUUGGGUAUGAUUGCUCUAAAUUGCAAUUAGUGUCAAACGUUCUGCGAGUCGUCGAGCAUCUCAAAGAUAAAGGAUAUGAGCUGGACCGAAACGACGUCCUGACGAUAGUGUCGUCGUUCUCCGAGUACGGAUUGUUCGAGAAGUCGGUGGAUCUCGAUAAAUCUUGGUACGACGACGUGAGGUUCGCAGAAAAAGCAAAAAACAUAAUGAUAAUCAAACCGGACUUGUCGCUCUACGACUUGACCCGGCUAAGACCCAUAGAGACGAAAAAACUACUCGCUAAAAAGGAAUACAUCAAGUUUGCGUGCACGAAAAAAUUAAAUAAGCUCCUUACAAGGCACAGGAGGCCUUGUGCUUUGUAUCUGUGCGAGAAAAUAUCGAGAGAAUUUUUCCGGCGCUGGGCACUGGAUGCUUUCUUGGAGCUGACGAACUAUCAACUUCACAAGGACAGUGAAAUAAAAAGUGAAAUGGAUUGUGAAAACGAAAAACCGGUGAGGGGUAGAAAAGCUCAAAAAAAGCUGUACGAUGUAUAG
Trichogramma pretiosum is the source of this 1821-nucleotide messenger RNA. Its product is annotated as tankyrase-2-like. The record is from RefSeq and is a predicted model, not a curated record. Gene Ontology annotation, molecular function: protein binding. The coding region runs from base 1 to 1821 and encodes 606 amino acids. The transcript has 2 exons. Lineage: Eukaryota; Metazoa; Arthropoda; Insecta; Hymenoptera; Trichogrammatidae.